ACUAGCAUUGAAUCUGUUGAACAUCUAGAUUACAUAACAGAGCCAGAUCCUCCCAUUGUGAUUAAAAGUAGUGUUGAAUCUAUAGGUUACACGCCAAAAUUGGAUAAACCUAUCGUAAGUAAAAGCAGUAUUGAAUCCAUAGGUAACGUGCCAGAAUCAAAUAAGCCUACCAUUUCAAAUGAGACCAUUUCCAAUACUAUAGGGUCAGAAGCUAGAAAAGCUAAGACUCAAGUUAAUCGAAAACAAGACUAG
Molecule: messenger RNA, 252 nt
Organism: Acaulospora morrowiae
Lineage: Eukaryota; Fungi; Glomeromycota; Glomeromycetes; Diversisporales; Acaulosporaceae
Source: the annotation of a GenBank genome assembly